AUGCACCGUUCGUCAUCCUUCGUUAUACUUGAUGCAGAUGUCUCUUUGCCCGGCUCAGAAAGCGAAGAUAUUGUGGGUUCCCUCUCUUCGGCUUCAAUUGAAUCUUCAAAGGAAUCGAGUCUUUCGCCGGUGGAACUGAUUGAAGCACCUCUGGUUUAUGAUCGUGCCGCAUAUAAAGCUGGUUUGGAACUUGAAAAACCACUUUCCGAAGCAAAUCUUCAUUGUGACUCUGAUGUACAAUCCCCUGGUGUGUUCCAGGAAGAACCUUCCAAUGAACCACAAGAGGUCCGUGAGACACAGUCACAAAUAGUGGAAGCUCUUCAUCCACUUCCUGAAAAUCAUGAAACAGCGGUAGAUGAGCAAAUACGGUCAGAAAGCAAUGGCCAUACGCAAAAUACGGGCCAAUUCUUCAAUGUUUUCUUCCGUGUUAUUGAUGCGGUCAAUAAAGUUUAUGAAAUUACAAGCCACAUCGACUUCCUAUCCUCUGAUCCGGUUAACUGUGAUGUCUCCGCCGAAUUGGCAAAGUGCAAGCAACUGUUGAACUGGCGGCAGGAAAAAAUUCAGCAGUUUGAGUCGACGCUGGAGGGCCUGAAGAAGAAGCUAGAAAACCUGGAAUCCCUCUAUGAAAAGUCCCGCAAUAUGAUUAUUGAGCUACAGGACAAAAUCAUCAACUAUCAGUCAGGUGCCCAGCAAAAUCCACUGCCUCUUCCUAACAACCCCCAAUCUAGCUAUAUGCAGUCGCCCAUAAAUAAAUUUGGUAGCAAUGGACAUGCUGCAUAUAUGCAGCAACCUAUGCGGCAACCAGGUUUUCACGUACCCCCUCGAAUGGGCCGCAAUGUGGAGAGUCUUGGGGAAUUUUCGACUGAUGGUCUUCUUCCUAUGCAAAACCAAUCCAUGGGACCCAACUUGAAUAUGUCGGGAGAUUCUAUUCCUGGAAGUUGCCAGCGUGGGCCGCCUCUUUAUCAGCAUCAAACGCCGCCCUUGAUGAUGCCUAAUUCUGGUGUAAGAGGGCCUCAAAUUCCCCCUCAACAGCCGCAAACAAUGUUUAAUCAGAUGUCAAGCCAGAUUCCUAUGGAAAUGCUGCAUCAACAGCGAUUUCAACCCCCACAACCACCCAGUGGCUCACGUUUUCCGGGAAUGUCACCGCCUGGCCAACAUCCUGCAGAAGUCAAUAUGAUGGGGCCAAUGUCAACUCCUGAAGCUGGACCCAUGCCUCCCAUCGGUCAUCCAUCGCCUUACGAUGUCGGCUUUGGCGUUAAAUCUAUCCCUGGAAAUUCCAGUGUUUCUAGACAGUUACCAUCCCAGCAACAGUUCACAUCACAACAGCUAAACAUAUCGUCACCAAUACCAUUGUCUCAGUCACUUCAACAACAUCAGCAACAACAGGCCCCUAUAAUGUCUAUGAGAAGCAUGGAAAUCCCCGAUGCUACUAGACAACCAACCCGCCAAAUACCAGUGGAAUUGCAACAUCAGCAAUCACUGCAAAUACCAACAGGCCAUCAAACACUCGGCACUGUCCCUCCUUUACCCCCUCCCGGUCCUGCAACCCAAUUUCCCGUACCCACACAAGGCACUCUGUGUUCGCUCUGCUCCCGAGAUCUAGCUGGACCUCCCGCUCCCACACCCCUCUCGCCCAAGUCACCCCCCACACUGCUUCCAUCCCAAUAUCCUCCGGUUCAAUGUGAAGCUGGUUGCCGAGAGUGGUUCCAUUUGUCGUGUUCCGGCCUGACCCCCGAGGCUUUUUACCUUCUUAAGUCUGAGGGGCCCCUGGUCGAGUGGCUUUGUACGCCAUGUGCAACUCGGACUUACCCCAACAUACCCUACAUCCGCCUGCGUCAUUAA
Molecule: messenger RNA, 1842 nt
Organism: Mesocestoides corti
Lineage: Eukaryota; Metazoa; Platyhelminthes; Cestoda; Cyclophyllidea; Mesocestoididae
Source: the annotation of a GenBank genome assembly